AUGAGUAACAACUUGAUGAUCAUCACAGAUGAGAAGGAGGAAUUAAGGAGGCAUAAAGAUUUGAGGAUAAGUGAAUUGGAAGAGGAGUUAACAGAGAAAAUUUAUGAACUUGAAGCUUGUAUGAGGGAGAAUGCUGGUUUGGAAUCUCAAAACAACAGUUUGGCUUCACAAGUUGACAUUCUAAGCAAAGAAAAUGGAAGUUUGAGCAGUAAGAUGAAGAGAUUGAAUGAUGAGGUUGCUGACUCGAAGACUGAGAAUAAGAGAUUAAAUGAUGAGUUGCAAAGGGAAAAUGACCAUCUCAAUGAAGAUCUCAUGGGAAAAUACAAGAUCAUCCAUAACAAGCUUCAACUCCACUGUGACGAGCUUGAAAGAGAUUCCGAUGAAUUGAAGCACUCUCUGGAGGAGCAAAAAGGGGCUGUUGAUAUCAUUGAGGAGGAGGAGACAAACAUCCAGUUGCUUUUUGGAUGUUUGAUCCCAAAAUUUGUAAGCUAUUUUGAUGUUGGUGUUGCUUUUUUGGCUUUUGGAAUAGAAUGUUGCCUCAUAUCUUUGGGUGAGGGAGACGAUUACAAGUCUUUGGAAUAA
This is a messenger RNA of Coffea eugenioides, 582 nucleotides long. Its product is annotated as paramyosin-like. The transcript is spliced from 3 exons. The record is from RefSeq and is a predicted model, not a curated record. NCBI's taxonomy places the organism in Eukaryota, Viridiplantae, Streptophyta, Magnoliopsida, Gentianales, Rubiaceae. Bases 1 to 582 code for a protein of 193 amino acids.